AUGUCCGAGUCAAGAACAGGCGGUGCUCCCGGCGCUGCGAGGCAGGAGGCAGGCGGAAAGUCGCUCGUCCAGACACUAAUCCAAGGCGUCGGCAUUUUCAUGCUCACGCAGUUCGUCGUCAACCAGUUCUUCGGCUCUAAGACACAAAGUACCAGCGGCUCUGGCACGAACGUGAAGCAGAAUGUCAAUUUCGAGGACAGAGCAGACGUCACAGCCCUCACCAACUACUCUCAGAUCCCUUUCAAUAUCGCGCCGCUGUGGCCGGAUGACAGCGUCGUCGACAUCAAGAUGUACGUGUCCCCGCAGCUCACACUUCCCCCGCUAUCGGCCCUGCCAAAGGACAACCUGGUCCUCGACGAGAAGAGCUUCAGGAUUGGCAACUACAGCGAGAGCCGAGAGGUCAACACACAAAUUACAAUUCCCAAAGAUGUUCAACACAAUGGUACAUUGUGGGGGCAUUUCUACGUCGCUCUAGCCGGCAACGAACUUGACCCUACAAGUCCGAGCUACGAUCCUUACAAAGCCGAGUACUUCAAGAAACCGCUGAAUCACUACCUCCCCAAGAAGAAGGCACGAAAGUUGAAAAACCUGCUUGACAAAUCUGAAAACACGGAAGAAGAAGAGGCCGAAGAAACUACUGGUCCCCAGAUAGCGUCGUAUUACCACCCGAACUUCACUGUUGCUGUCAUCCCCAACACAGGCAUCCAAAACUGGCGUCAAAUGCACCCUGCUGUGCGCAAGAAUAUCGUCCUUGAACCCACCGGUCAGCGCGAUUCCACGGGUCAGAAUGGCUGGUACUACCCGGUGAUCUUCCUGAACACCUUCUGGCAACUGCGAUCGCAGAUGACCGAGUUGAAUGACACGGUAACCUCGAUGCCCCUCAACAUCAAUCUGUAUAACCUUGCGAAUUGGAAAUACUCACUUUUAGCGAGCAUCGACGAAGGUAUGAAGCAAAAUGCCCAACAGGCCGCAAGUGGAGGUCCGAUGCCCGCCUCGGGCGACGGCAGCGAAUUCGAAAAGUUCAAGGAAAUCCUCUUGGAUACCAAUGCGUACCUGUUGGGCACCACCUUCGUAGUCAGCAUCCUGCACAUGAUAUUCGAAGGAUUGGCAUUCAAGAACGAUAUCUCGCACUGGCGAAAGAAGAAAGACAAUGUGGGCACUUCCGUCCGCACGAUCCUGGCGAAUGUCUUCAUGCAGGCCGUUAUUUUUCUGUACCUGGUCGACAACUCGGAGAACACAAGCUGGAUGAUUCUGGCCUCCCAAGGGUUCGGUAUCGUCCUCGAAGCGUGGAAGAUUACAAAGACGGUCGAUGUGCGCUUGCGUGAACCUGGUUCCGACUCGUCAUUCAAGGGAUUGUUACCCUACGUGAUCGUCUUUGAAGAUAAACACAAACUCAGCGAGACGGAAAAGAAAACACAGGAGUACGACCAGAUCGCCUUCCGAUAUCUGUACAUCAUUGCCGUGCCGUUGUUGCUCGCCUACGCCGUGUACAGCCUCAUUUACGAGUCCCACAAAUCGUGGUACAGUUUCAUUAUUGAGACCUUGGUCGGCUCGGUCUACGCUUAUGGGUUCUUGAUGAUGGUUCCGAGCCUGUAUAUCAAUUACAGGCUCAAAUCCGUGGCGCACAUGCCUAGCAAGGCACUUACGUACAAAUUCCUCAACACCUUCAUCGACGACUUAUUUGCCUUCACAAUUCGGAUGCCACUCCUCCACAGGCUGGCGACGUUAAGAGACGAUGUGAUCUUCUUUGUGUGGCUAUACCAGAAGUGGGCGUACAAGGUUGACUACACGCGGGUGAACGAGUUUGGACAAGGAGGCGAUGAUGAAGAGGAGGAACACGAGGACAACGCCAAAAAGGUUGAUGGCGAAACGAAAAAGACACUGGCUGAACAGGACACCAAGGAAUUGAAGCCAUCUGCUCCUGUCUCUCGUGCGAGUGGGGCGCAGGCCACCGCAGGUGCAAAGAAGAGGAAAUGA
Cladophialophora yegresii CBS 114405 is the source of this 1977-nucleotide messenger RNA. RefSeq lists its product as uncharacterized. The record is from RefSeq and is a predicted model, not a curated record. Lineage: Eukaryota; Fungi; Ascomycota; Eurotiomycetes; Chaetothyriales; Herpotrichiellaceae. The coding region runs from base 1 to 1977 and encodes 658 amino acids. Gene Ontology annotation, cellular component: endomembrane system; membrane. The transcript has 2 exons.